AUGUCUACUCUUCCUUUCGCGCCUUGUGUCACCCAUGCGCACUUUAGUCACUCCCUCUCCCCCAUGUUUAUCCUGCGCCGGCUCCCCCUUACCCGCCAACUCCGCUUCUCCCGCAAUAGCCGCGUCGCCUCCGUCGUCUCCGCCGCCGCCGUACGCCAGGACGCCACCCUCUGGACACCAGCCCCUCUCUCUCUCAUCGAAUCGGCCGCCGAAUCGCUUUUCCACAUCUCGAUCGACAUUUCCAACGCUCCCGAUCUCGUAGCCUCGUACACGCGACCCGGUCAGUAUCUUCAGCUCCGUGUUCCUGAUGUCGAGAAGCCUUCGUUUCUGGCAAUCGCUUCUCCUCCUUCCUUCGCGGUUGCUCGUGGUGCGUUCGAGUUUUUGGUGAAGAGCAUCGCUGGAUCCACCGCGGAGAUUCUCUGUGGGUUGAAGAAAGGGGAGACCGUUGAGCUUAGCCCUGUGAUGGGUAAUGGCUUCGACAUGGAUCAGAUUGAUCCUCCCGAGCAAUUCCCGACGGUUUUGAUUUUCGCCACUGGAUCUGGAAUUAGUCCCAUCCGCUCGCUAAUCGAAACAGGAUUUGGCGCUGAUAGAAGAUCUGAUGUUAGACUCUAUUACGGUGCAAGGAACCUGAAAAGAAUGGCUUAUCAGGAGAAGUUUAAAGAGUGGGAAUCAUCGGGUGUCAAAGUUGUGCCGGUACUAUCACAGCCAGAUGAUGGGUGGAAAGGGGAAACGGGAUAUGUGCAGGCUGCUUUUGCUAGGGCUAAACAAGUUUCAGAUCCCGCAGCCACAGGAGUGGUGCUGUGCGGACAGAAACAAAUGGCUGAGGAGAUAACCACAAUUCUUGUAGCCGAUGGAGUCUCAAAUGAGAAGUUGCUCAAAAACUUUUGA
Microthlaspi erraticum is the source of this 888-nucleotide messenger RNA. The record is from the annotation of a GenBank genome assembly. NCBI's taxonomy places the organism in Eukaryota, Viridiplantae, Streptophyta, Magnoliopsida, Brassicales, Brassicaceae.